CCAUUCACAUCUUUGGAUGCACGCAGUCCACUUUAUAUCUAUCAUUUUCACCCACAAGCCUACAAACAGAGCCCGAAAGUCAUGAAUUUGAACGUGUCCAAGUCUGAACACAAGGCUGGCAGCAAGAUGGCAACCCGAGCCACAGGACCUGGAUCUCCACACAAGGGCCCCCCACGCUUCAAACAAAGAUCCACCCGGCAGUUCAAAAGCAAACCACCUAAGAGAGGCGUUAUUGGAUUUGGUGAUGAAAUCCCUGGAAUGGAAGGCUUGGGAACCGAUAUCACUGUGAUCUGCCCCUGGGAAGCAUUCAGUCAUCUGGAGCUGCAUGAAUUAUCUCAGUAUGGCAUCAUCUAAUUAAAAAAAAUAAUCUUCUGUACUACUUAAUAAUUAUGUUCCUCUUUUUAUAAGCAAGCAGUGGAUUUAACAAUAAAAAAAGGUUCUGUUUUGUUUUGUUUAUAAUUGUUCAAUAAUUAUAUAUCAGGAGAUAUACUGUAUAGUUAUAGUAUAUAAUGAUGAAAUUAGCCAGGCUAGGUAGCCAUCAAACCAAUUUUCCAUAUAGAAUAAAAAUCUUACAGUUUUUCCCUGUCAGGUGCAGUUUUAUUAGUCUUUUCAUUUUUCAUAGAACACUUAAUGAAUCGCUUAAUGAUUUUAUGAUUUUAAGCAUAAACUCUACUGAAUUUAUGGUUUAUUUUAGCAUCUUUUUUUUCCCCCUGCAGUUUUAUUUAUGUAAAGGGUUCCCUUGGUCAGUUCCUAACUAUUGUUCACAUACAGUGUGAGUGUAUUUAAAGAAUAUGUGUGUACUACACACAGUUCUACUUUACUGUCAAAUGUGAGUAAGUAUUACACACAGAAGUUAUAAAUAUACAGAAUAUUUGCAACAUUUAUUUAUACAGUUUUUCCCCCUGCACUUUCUUUCAACAAGACACCAAAAAAAAUCUCAGCUCUCUCAGUAAACAGUGGACAUUUGACUUACUCAGUAGAAAUUGUUUACUUUUUAACCUUAAUUAAGCAGAAAUUGUUUAAUGUAGUAAACAUGUAUUUGUAUGUCUCCAAGCCACCAUUUGUGUCUUGUCUACACUCAGUUGAGUGCUGUGGUUGUGGUGUGUUUACUGGUCUUAUGAUGCUUUGGCACUGGAGAACAAGAAAGACCCACAAUCAUUAGCAGCACUGAAAUGACUCGAGCACUGAAUAAAGAUUAUUUUGUACUUUU
Silurus meridionalis is the source of this 1210-nucleotide messenger RNA. Its product is annotated as retinal rod rhodopsin-sensitive cGMP 3',5'-cyclic phosphodiesterase subunit gamma-like. Lineage: Eukaryota; Metazoa; Chordata; Actinopteri; Siluriformes; Siluridae. The transcript is spliced from 3 exons. Gene Ontology annotation, biological process: visual perception; positive regulation of G protein-coupled receptor signaling pathway; positive regulation of epidermal growth factor receptor signaling pathway. Gene Ontology annotation, molecular function: 3',5'-cyclic-nucleotide phosphodiesterase activity; cGMP binding. The record is from RefSeq and is a predicted model, not a curated record. Bases 82 to 354 code for a protein of 90 amino acids. Gene Ontology annotation, cellular component: photoreceptor outer segment membrane.